Molecule: messenger RNA, 2018 nt
Organism: Durusdinium trenchii
Lineage: Eukaryota; Dinophyceae; Suessiales; Symbiodiniaceae
Source: the annotation of a GenBank genome assembly
GCUCAGCCUUCACAGCUCGAUCCCUGCUUUUUAGCUGAGACGGAGGCUGUUGGCCAUGGCGCUGGUUGCUGUCCGACGCUCGCGUGAUUUUCCAGAGGGCAGAGUGUUGGGCCUGGAUUGCAAGCCUCUUAAGCCCUGCGGGACUCCACAAACACGCAGACCACGACAGGUGGCGCCCACCGGUUGGACAAUGUGCGAAUGUGAAGCUGAUAAGGAAUGGGUUCUUUGCGAUCGAGUUGAUGCUGUGGCGGCUGAAAUGGCUGCACGCAUUCAAAGGCACUUGUGUGAAGAGACCAUCUCUGAUUUGGCAGAAGUGGAUGUGAUGAAGGAGGCAACUGUGCGGCUUGCUGAAAUUCAGCUAGAGCAGGGCAAUGUGGAGGAGCCAGGAGCAGUGGAAGAGGACAUUGUUCAUUUUUGUGUGGGUUUCGCAGGUUGUCUCAAGAAGGUAUACAACUUUUUCGGGUUACUCUUCGCUACAGGUCCUUGGGUCGUUUCUGUGCCAGGGACCGACCUUUGCAAUCAGCAAUCUUGCCAUGGCGCAAUAGGUCUCAUGGGUUGAUUACUUAGUAGCUUCUUGUUGUAAGGUUUCUCAAUUCCCUUCUUACUAUUAGCGAUGCACUUGUUUCUAGUGCGUGAAGUUUGUGGUCCUUGGGAGCCCUGGUUUGAUAUCUAGGUUGCGAGUGUUUUUCUCCAGCUUGAGAGAAUUUGUAGCAUUAAGGUUUCACCUGUGACAUGUUGCGGACAUGCUCUUUCCCCACGUCCCGUCUGCCCGCCUCAGCGCACCAGUUCAACUCACACCAGCCCGACUCGCACCAACUCAUCUCACAUCAGCUCAACUCACACCAACUCAUCUCACAUCAGCUCAACUCACACCAACUCAUCUCACAUCAGCUCAACUCACGCCAACCCAUCUCACAUCAGCUGAACUCACAAUAGCUCAACUGACACCAACUCAUCUCACACCAACUCAUCUCACAUCAGCUCAACUCACACCAACCAAUCUCACAUCAGCCCAGCUCACACCACAACUUCCACAUCGACAGCUUGAAGUGUUCUCCCGGCAUGCCUGUCUGCAUUGCACUCGUUGUACAUGCGCGAUCUUAUGAUCUGGUGGCGGUUUAAAUGCACCAGGAACAUGGAAAUGACCUCCAAGCAACGGACAGUUCAAAUGAUAUUGGACGCGUCUGGCCGUAGAGUCACAAGCAGCCGGCCUCGUGAAUACGAAUGAAGUUAAUUGUGGAUUUGUGUGGUCCAUUGAUAUACGUGGCACCUAGCUCAAGUCGAGAUCCAUUCAACGCAAUUAACCUAUGGCAUCGAAGGAGAUUCACAUAUUGGAUCCUCUGAUUGGGUUACCCCCUCGCGAUCGAAAACAAUCCAUGAAAUGCUUGUUGAGGUCACUUUGGGAAGAGAGCAGUUGAACAGGUGAAAUCACCAUACGAAUCAAUGUGUUCCUGGACGGUAGCGAAUGCAAGGUGUCACCAAAAGAUUCCCACCAUCGAGCUCGCCUUCUCUGACCAGCCUGCGUUGUGGAUCCACAGUAACCGCGCCAAUGGAUCGCGAAGGAAGGAGGUCGAUGCAAAAGAAGCGUGGGGCCAGUCUCGAACCGCUCACGGUGAGAUGAGUUGGUGCUCGAGGAUGAGUGAUGAUGACAUGCUUGUCACAAUGCGUUCCAGGCAUCGACGAUGCUUUGUUGAGCAUGUCCCCUUGCCUGGGCAUCAGGCUUCACCUUGAGAAAGCGCCAGGCAGAUGGCCCAUUACAAAUGGGCCCUUUGGUGCCAAAUUGGGUCAUUCCAUCAUGUUUGUCUGACUUGUGUCUAGGCAUGGGAACUCAUUGUCCGCUUUGCCGAAGUCCACAAGCAACAGACAGACUUUGCGCUCCAGGCAGUCCGUGGUACGCGUUGAUUGAACAGAUUGUUGAUGAAGCCAUGAUUGCAGCCAAACAGCUAAAAGCUUUAGGGUCUUCCAUUUGAUAAAUCGUUUCUGUCCCAAGCAAGCCCAUAGGCGUAUCAACCUUAGAG